AUCAACCAGUUCCUUAACUACCCUUGAGUAGAGCGGACAGACAUUUAUACAGAGAGACAGAGCAGUCAGAGACAGACAGAGGCAGUGAGAGGGACAGAAGAUGCUCUUCCUAGCCCUUCUCCUGGGCAUCAUGGUCUGCUGCACAGCCCAAGAGCAGAGCCCUCCAGUGAUCAAGCUGAACUCGGUGGUGCUGAGGGAGGCUGAGUGGACUAUCCCUGUUGGUACCUCAUCUUUCACCUUGACCUGUGAGGGCAACAGCACAGUUACCUGGUCUACCACAGCAUUCAAACUCAUGAGGAAUACUAGAUUGGGGAGUGUGAUUACCACCAGGCGCCUUACAGUAGACUACACUGGCACAUACAAGUGCAUGUAUGAGAACCAACCAGACCUCAGCUCAGAGGUCCACAUCUAUGUGAAAGAUCCCCAUAACAUCUUGGUGACCCCUCGAACCCUGGGAGAUGUGAAGGAGGGCAGUGAUGUUCUCCUCUGUCAGCUGACAAACCCCAUAGCCACCGACCUAUCCGUCCGUAUGGCCAACGGAGACCCUACACCCCCCGACAUGAACUACACUGUCAACCCAAAGAGAGGAAUCCUCAUCCGACAUCUUCUGACCAGCCACAGCGCAGACUACGUCUGCAGCGCAAAGAUCGAUGGGGUCACGAGAGUCUCCAAAGUUGUCCCCAUCUUCGUCAUUCAAAGGUUGCGUUUGCCACCAUCUGUGCUAAUUGAGGUAGAUGGGUAUGUUCGUAUUGUCGGAGAGCAGCUCCUGAUCCCCUGCAUCACUAGCAACCCUAACCACUUCUACAACGUGACGUGGAAACACUCCUCCCUCAAAGCAUUGGACUUUUCACAUAAAAUGAUACAAGAGGACCAGAGUAAUCAAGUGCACAUCACCAGUAGUGUGACUAUCCCAGCUGUGGCCAUGUCUCACACAGGAAACUUCACCUGUACAGCCAUGAAUGAGGCUGGGUUCAACAGCUCCACCACCUACCUGCAGGUUGUAGAUAAGCCUUACAUUAGGCUCAUACCCCGCCUGUCACCAGAUCUCUACUUAAAUGGCUCCUUACUUGAAGUGAACGAAGGAGAAAACCUUGAGAUAAACAUUCAGAUCGAGGCGUAUCCCCAAAUCAAGGAGCAGUGGUGGGACGUCCCCAUGUCUCACAGUCACAACAUCUCCACUCAUGACGACACAUGGGCCGUUCGAUACAGUAACAGGUACGAGAGCAGCUUGCUGCUCCAGAGAGUGAGGUCUGAGGAGAGAGGCCAGUACACCCUCCACACUAGGAGCGCAUGCCUCAAUGGAUCCAUCACCUUCAACGUCCAAGUCUACCAGAAACCCACUGCCAUGGUCAGACUGAAGAAUGUUACCACCCUGACCUGCACCGCCUCUGGAUACCCAGCUCCCACAAUCAUCUGGUACCAGUGCCCAGGAAUACAAAACACGUGUGAUGGUGACAAUGACACCGUGGAGGUGCAGCCUCUUCUCACCAGCACCAUGGAGGUGCAGAGUGAGCUGACCCUCAGUCCCUCAAGUACGGAGGUCACAGUGGAGUGUGUGACCUUUAACCUGGUUGGUAAAGAGCGGGACAUCUUCGUAUUGCGUGUCCCUGCUGCGAGUACAUCAACAUUUGUCACGCCCAAGCUGUUCACACCCACUUUCAUUGGAGCCACCAGCACAGCAGCCCUUCUCUUCCUUCUGCUUGUCAUUGUCCUGUACAAAUACAAGCAGAAACCAAAAUAUGAAGUCCGGUGGAAGAUCAUCGAGGCCAAUGAUGGGAAUAACUACACCUUUAUUGACCCUACACAACUUCCGUAUAACAAGAAGUGGGAGUUCCCUCGUGAUAAGCUGAGGCUUGGCCAGAUUCUGGGAGCAGGGGCUUUUGGGAAAGUAGUGGAGGCCACUGCCUAUGGUCUGGGGACCGAUGACAACAUGACCACGCGCGUGGCAGUAAAGAUGCUCAAGCCAAGCGCCCACUCAGAAGAGAGAGAAGCUCUGAUGUCAGAACUGAAGAUCCUCAGUCACCUGGGAUCUCAUGACAACAUUGUUAACCUGUUAGGGGCAUGUACUCAAGGAGGCCCAAUGCUGAUGAUCACGGAGUACUGCAGCUAUGGCGACCUGCUGAACUUCUUGCAUGGCAAGGCCAAGCUGUUCCUGUACUCUAGCCCGAGCGGACCAGGGACUCCAGAGGUUCCACGGGUUCCAGAGAACAGUGAUCACUACAAGAACACAUGUGCACAGGAGUCCCGUGUAAGGAGUGACAGUGGGAUCUCCUGCUCCAGCUCAGACAACUACCUAGACAUGCAUCCAGCGCAGAGACCCAAACACUGUCCUAUGGGUUCCCUAUGUGAGGAUCCAGAGACAGGCACCUGGUCGCUGGACAUAGAAGACUUGUUGAGGUUCUCCUCUCAGGUGGCUCAGGGAAUGGACUUCCUGGCAUCCAAAAAUUGCAUUCACAGGGACGUGGCGGCUAGGAACGUCCUCUUGACCGAUGGCCGUGUGGCUAAGAUCUGCGACUUUGGCCUCGCCAGAGACAUCGAGAAUGACUCUAACUAUGUGGUGAAAGGAAAUGCCCGUCUGCCAGUGAAAUGGAUGGCCCCUGAGAGCAUCUUUGAAUGUGUGUACACAGUGCAGAGUGACGUCUGGUCCUAUGGGAUACUGCUGUGGGAGAUCUUCUCUCUGGGUAAGAGCCCAUACCCUAAUGUUGUGGUGGACACCCGGUUCUACAAGAUGAUCAAAGAUGGAUGCUACAUGUCUCAGCCGGACUUUUCCCCUCCAGAAAUAUACACCAUCAUGAAGAUGUGCUGGAACCUGGACCCAACAGAGCGUCCAACCUUCAGUACCAUCGGCCAACUUCUCCAAAAGCUACUGCCUGACCAGCCAGACCAUACCUACAGGAAUGUGCAGGAUACGACUCCACAGCAGGAAGCAGGAGAGCAGGGGGACCCAGCUAAGAUGAAUGAGGAUUGUGAUCAGACACUGAACCAGGAGGGAGAGGAGCAGGCCCUGAUGAAAAAGAACAACUACCAGUUCUGCUGAGAGCACAUCAGGCCAUCAUCAAUGACUAUACAUUCACAUUAAAAUCUGUCAAUCACAGGCAAGAGAUGGGUGGACACACACCAGUUUAUCCAAAUGUCUUGAUUCUCAUUGUACAGAACAUGCCAUACAGUAGCUGCCAGUAAGCAAAAUCGGGAACUAAGCUUUUAUGCCUUGAUCAUGUUAUGCCUUGAUCAUUGAUCAAACGACCAAAAGCUCAUAAUUAGGUAAUAGCCAGAAGCCAGAAGAGGACUGGCCACCCCUCAUAGCCUGGUUCCUCUCUAGGUUUCUUCCUAGGUUUUGGCCUUUCUAGGGAGUUUUCCCUAGCCACCGUGCUUCUACACCUGCAUUACUAGCUGUUUGGGGUUUUAGGCUGGGUUUCUGUACAGCACUUCGAGAUAUUAGCUGAUGUACGAAGGGCUAUAUAAAAUAAACUUGAUUAAUUGAUUGAUUAAUAUAAAUGUAAUUAUCUUUAAAGCUGCAAUAUGUACGUUUUUGGGUGACCCCACCAAAUUCACAUAGAAAUAUGAGUUAUAGAUCUGUCAUUCGCAGUGAAAGCAAGUCUAAGAGCAGUAGAUCUGUUCUGUGCACUAUUUCUAUGCUUUUCCGUGCGCAAGUUUCGUUUUUGCAUCUUUCACUUUCUAUUUUGUACACAAGAUUCAAACAGCUGAAAAUACAAUACUUGUUAUUUCACAGCGGUUUAGACGGUACAAUGAUUCACAACACUAUACUUGCUUGUUUUGUCAUAAACUGAAAUUAGGCAUACUAUUAGAAUGUUAGCAACCAGGAAAUGGCUGAGCGAUUUCUAGAUAAUGUACCUUUAACAUUUAUGAGAUACUUUACUAACUGAUCUAACCGGCUUGAUAAACUCGAUGAAUGUCUAUUGGAAAAGAACGCCAGUUACAUAUGCAGCUUUAUGUUUCCAAAACUCCCAAAAUUCUCAACACCAAUUUUACUGAACUGAGAUCAACGUUUCAGCAUGCCUAAGCAGCACAAAAAGACAUAGUUAUUGCAGAAACGUUUUACUAUUAUAGUGUAUAGUAGCAACAUAGUCUCUUUUGAAAGUUUUUCUUAAGUGUUUCAAAAUCUGAAGUGUGUGAACUUCAAUGUAACCAAAUGAUUUCUGUUUUUUGUCUUGCCUUUAGAGUAAGAAAUGCUUUACAUUCAACUGAAACGUACUGUGACUCUUGGCACUCUCAACACCAACUUCACAAGGUAGUGACCUGGAAUGAAUUUCAAUUAACAGGUGUGCCUUGUUAAAAGUUCAUUUGUGGAAUUUCUUUCUUUCUUAAUGCUUUUGAGCCAAUCCGUUAUUGUGCGGAAAACUUCAAGAACUUUCAAAGUUUCUUCAAGUGCAGUCGCAAACACCAUCAAGUGCUACGAUGAAACUGGCUCUCAUGAGGACCGCCACAGGAAAGGAAGACUCAGGGUUACCUCUGCUGCAGAAUAUAAAUUCAUUAGAGUUAACUGAACCUCAGAUUGCGUGAAUCAUACCUUCAUGGUCGAAUUGCUGCAAAUAAACCACUACUAAAGGACACCAAUAAGAAGAAGAGGCUUGCUUGGGUCAAGAAACACGAGCAAUGGACACUAGACCAGUGGAAAUCUGACCUUUGGUCUGAUGAGUCUAAAUUUCAGAUUUUUGGUUCCAACCACUAAAGGUGAAUGGAUGAUCUCCACACGUGUGGUUCCCACCGUGAAGCAUGGAGGAGGAGGCGUGAUGGUGCUUUGUUGGUGUCACUCUCUUAUUUUUAUUUUUUUAAAUUCAAGGCAAACUUAACCAGCAUGGCUACCACAGCAUUCUGCAGCAAUACACCAUCCCAUCUGGUUUGAGCUUACUGGGACUAUAAUUUGACUUCAACAGGGCAAUGACCCAAAUCAUACCUCCAGGCUGUGUAAGAAGUAUUUGACCAAGGAGAGUGAUUGAGUGCUGCAUCAGAUGACCUGGCCUCCACAAUCACCCGACCUCAACCCAACUGAGAUGGUUUGGGAUCAAUUAGACCGCAGAGUAAAGGAAAAGUAGCCAACAAGUGCUAAGGAUAUGUGGGAACUCCUUCAAGACUGUUGGAAAAGCAUUCCUCAUGAAGCAGGUUGAGAGAAUGCCAAGAGUGUGCAAAGCUGUCAUCAAGGCAAAAGGUGGCUACUUUGAACAAUCUAAAAUACAUUUCUUUUUUUUUGGUUACUACAUGAUUCCAUAUGUGUUAUUUCAUAGUUUUGAUGUCUUCACUAUUAUUCUACAAUGGAGAAAAUAGUCAAAAUAAAGAAAAACCUUGAAUGAG
This is a messenger RNA of Salvelinus fontinalis (brook trout), 5310 nucleotides long. Its product is annotated as macrophage colony-stimulating factor 1 receptor 1-like. The record is from RefSeq and is a predicted model, not a curated record. Bases 101 to 3037 code for a protein of 978 amino acids. Gene Ontology annotation, cellular component: signaling receptor complex; CSF1-CSF1R complex. The transcript has 21 exons. Gene Ontology annotation, molecular function: macrophage colony-stimulating factor receptor activity; ATP binding; cytokine binding. Gene Ontology annotation, biological process: osteoclast differentiation; multicellular organism development; cell surface receptor protein tyrosine kinase signaling pathway. NCBI's taxonomy places the organism in Eukaryota, Metazoa, Chordata, Actinopteri, Salmoniformes, Salmonidae.